GCUUGGACCCCACAUUUGAGAAAGUCUGGAAUUAUUGAAAGGGAAAUUAAAUAGUUUUUUCUAGUGUUCUUCUUUGCUUGUGUGUUUUUUUCUGUGGUUUCAUUCCCUUUGAAUAUUAUUUGUGUUUUUUGGUUGGUGUCAUUGUUCAAUGAUAAGGAAGGGUUGGUUGUGUUGCAUAGGAUCUUUGGGGAUAAUAUAUCAGCUUUGUCUCCAUAUGGGGAAGCUUCUGUUCUGAGACAACUGAGUUUAUUUUUUGAAAUUUUUUUUGCUUUCUUGAGUUUUCAAUCACUCUCUUGGGCUCUUCUCUGUUCCCCCAAUUGUGGGCAGACCACAAUUUCAAAUCUUUCCCAGGUUUCCUGCCCAUGGUGGUGAAGGCAAACCAUAAGGGAAUUUGGUUUAUUUCAUGAAUGUUUUAUUGCCUAGCCUUUAGAAAAAUUGGGUUUUCGAGGAAAUUGGUUAUUUGAGAUAACUGGAGUUUUGAGCCUGGAGAAUUUUACGUUGUGGGGGAAAAGAUAUGGCAACUUAUUUCUCCAGUUUGAGUGACCAAAGAGAUGAUCUCCCAAUGCCAUUGUUGCCAAAUGAGAAACACAGUUCUUAUCAGUCGUCUGGUCUCCCCGAUAAUUUGAUGUAUUUGAACCAUCCACCCUACCCAGAAUUGUCCUCGGGGAGUUCCUUGCCUGCUCAUAACUAUGGCGAGGCGCAAUCCAUUAGGACCCGGGAUGAGAUGCUGUUCAUUCCCCCGACGAGUGAUCCAGCAAGUAUGCAGCCGAUUGGUAGGGUUCCAAACAUUGGGUCGAGUUUUUCUGAUGUUAACUCUACCACGGUGGAGCCACAUACUUAUUCCUCGAAGCCUUUCGAUGCUCAAAGCGUUGAGCAGAGUCUUCAGUAUCAAGGACUAUCGCUCAGCUUGGCAAUGCAAGUCCCGGGAUCAGUUCAGGUGCCAGGAUAUCAUGAUCAGUAUACGAACUCCGGGUUCUCCCCGCUAAUGAGCGCACACGUUAUGCAUUCAGAUCAAGGGUCACACGAUAAUAACGAGAACAAAAGUGGUGAGUAUCUGUCGUUUGAUUUGGCUGGGGCUCAGAACAAUGUCAAGAUUGGGGGCUUGGGCAACCUCGACAGGUCCAUGAGUCUCCGGGAGAUGAACUUUAAUCCUCAGAUACACGACGUGCCAGCUGUUGCAGGGAGCAUUUAUAAUUCCAAGUAUCUUAAGGCCACACAGGAGUUGCUCGAUGAAGUCGUUAAUGUUCACACAGCUCUGAAGCAAUCGGAUAAACCCCACAACCUUCAUUCGUUUGGCCAAGACGAAGAGGCUGAUAUGAAAUCCAGCUGCUCAGGAACCGGGAUGUCAUCAGAUGGCCACAAGUCGACCAACACGUCCUCUGGUGAACUCUCGGCUGCAGAACGACAUGAUCUCGAGAGCAAGAUGACGAAAUUAUUCUCCAUGUUGGAUGAGGUGGAUAGAAGAUACAAACAAUAUUACCAACAGAUGCAAGCUGUAGUAUCGUCCUUCGAAAUGGUUACUGGGCUCGGUGCUGCUAGACCAUACACAGCGCUAGCGCUAAGAACAAUUUCUUGUCAAUUUCGCUGCCUUCGUGAUGCAAUCAAGAAACAGAUUCACGUAACCCGCCAAAGCUUAGGCGAGCAGGGUAACAGCCAAGGAGAAAGACUAUAUCGCCUCCGCUAUGUGGAUCAGCAGCUGAGACAGCAGAGGUCGCUUCAGCAAUUUGGUAUGAUGCGACAGCCUUGGAGGCCGCAGAGAGGCUUGCCUGAAAACGCUGUUUCAGUGCUCCGUGCUUGGCUUUUUGAGCAUUUCCUCCACCCUUACCCCAAAGACUCUGAGAAGAUCAUGCUGGCAAGACAGACAGGCUUAACGAGAAGUCAGGUUGCAAACUGGUUUAUAAAUGCACGAGUUCGUCUUUGGAAGCCGAUGAUCGAGGACAUGUACAAGGAGGAGUUCGGUGAUCCAGAAGGCGGUUUGGCUGCCUCACCCGAACACUUAACGGGGGCAGCAGCAAAGGAGAAAUCGGUGUCUGAUGACCAAGGCGAAGAAGAGCUUCACGAAAGCUUAACAUCGAUAGCACAAUCCAACGAUUUAAGGGCCAACGUUGUCCCCAACGAGGACCGAAACAUGAGCUCAGCGAGGCUAGGAUUCCAAGACGCCUCCCAUGAAAACGAGCAACACACAACGCUAUCCAACCAAACUGGCAACGAAGGUAUCAUUGCAGGCACGAGUGCAUACGGUGUCUCAGUGUUCCGAGGCAUCAUGGGCAACCAAGUGUCCCUCGCUCUCGGCUUGCAACAUAACCAGAACGACCCACAGCCACCCAGCGGAACACAACUAAUUGGGGACGAUGAUAAACCAGCUUCCUCUAUGGACAUUGGCAAAGCAGACUACUACUACAUCGACCCUGCAAACCAGCAAGAAAGGUUCGCUAGCUCUCAUCUCUUGCCUGAUUUUGUCGUAUGAUGAAAAAUUCAUUCCCCUGCAGAUACCCACGACGAUGAUCCAUUUUUUUGCCUGCCCACCGAGAGUGGAUUUCGAAGCAUGUGUAUAUAUAUAUGUAUACCUGUAUUCCUAGAUAAUCCAUUUGUGCAAUACAUAGUGAAUAAUAUGAUGGAAGGUUAGCAUAGUUCAUGAGUGUAUUACAUAUGAUAUAUUUUUGUGUUUGGUCAUCGAAAAAUAAACGAAUUCUGUAUAAAGUUUUCACAUCUUAUUGUCAUAUUCUUGAAAUGAAAAUUUACUGUCAUCAUCAA
Ipomoea triloba (trilobed morning glory) is the source of this 2754-nucleotide messenger RNA. Its product is annotated as BEL1-like homeodomain protein 3. The record is from RefSeq and is a predicted model, not a curated record. Lineage: Eukaryota; Viridiplantae; Streptophyta; Magnoliopsida; Solanales; Convolvulaceae. The transcript has 5 exons. Gene Ontology annotation, biological process: regulation of transcription by RNA polymerase II. The coding region runs from base 515 to 2467 and encodes 650 amino acids. Gene Ontology annotation, molecular function: RNA polymerase II cis-regulatory region sequence-specific DNA binding; DNA-binding transcription factor activity, RNA polymerase II-specific.